Molecule: messenger RNA, 1993 nt
Organism: Physeter macrocephalus (sperm whale)
Lineage: Eukaryota; Metazoa; Chordata; Mammalia; Artiodactyla; Physeteridae
Gene: TEFM
Product: transcription elongation factor, mitochondrial
Biological process (GO): transcription elongation by mitochondrial RNA polymerase; mitochondrial transcription
Cellular component (GO): mitochondrial nucleoid
Molecular function (GO): DNA polymerase processivity factor activity; nucleic acid binding
Source: RefSeq, a predicted model, not a curated record
CACCACCUCGCACCUGUCCCAGUUAUUCCAUUUUACCUGGUGAUUUGGUUAUGUAUGUUCCUGCCUACGCUCCCCCACCAGACUCUAGGCAGGGCCGCAAUAGGAGCUCAUCAAUCUGUAUGCCUAGAUAAUAAACCCAGAGUCUCCCAAAGGAGGGAUCUUGCCAACUACAGGCUAAAACCCGCCCAGGCGUUCUCUUCCUAGACAUUCUGCUCACCGGAAGUCAGGGGCCGGAGAGGGCGAGGCAGUUUCCCGGAUGCAGUGGAAGGAGCCUGCGGCGCACCCGGAGGCUCCGGAUCCCGGCACGAUCCCGGCCGGCGUCUGCCCAGAAGCGCAGCGGAGCGGCUGCCCACAGCCCAGCGAACAACCUCGGGCCGGCCGGAACGCCGCUUCCGCUGGAACCUUGCUACCGAAAGGCCGGGCGCUUUUGGGCGAAGCACGCAGGAACCGGAAGUUAGUGGAGGAAGACGGGCGCGGGAGCCUACUGCUUUAACGUGGAAGAUGAACGUCCCUAGUCUCCUCUUGGCGGGAGGGAGGUGGAGAUGUUUUCCAGUUCCAUUAGGGUCCUCCUUAUUCCAGGCCCUACAUAAUUUCUGCUGUCGGAAAAAAUCCACUGCACCAAAGAAAAUUAUUCCCCAUGUUGAUUUUUCGGAUGAAAACGCAAAGGAGUCUGGAAAGGCACUUGACAAGCUCUUCUCUUCAGAACAGCAGGCUUCCAUCUUGCAUGUGUUGAAUACAGCGUCUAAGAAAGAACUUGAAGCUUUCACAUUGCUUCGUGGAAAAAAGUCCCUCAGUAUUGUAGAGCACAGAGAAAAGUUUGGGCCAUUUCAGAAUUUGGAGAGUUUAAUGAAUGUGCCCUUGUUCCAGCAUAAAACCACCAUUCAAGUUUGUAACUCCAUUCUUAAUCCAGAGACUGGAGGGAAAAAAAGGAAGUUACAGGAAAAUCGGCUCUUGAGAAAGCUCAUCAAACCAGAAAUAGGAAGAGAGAGACUUAAGGCAAUUAAUAGUAUUGUAUCCAUUGUUUCUGGUACUCGAAGAAUUGCCUGGGCUCACCUUGAUCGUAAAUUGGCAGUGCUGGACUGGCAGCAAACUGAAUACUGCCGACUGAUGAAAGGAACAUACCCAUCAUCUGUCUAUUUAGAAGAGAUUUCUUCAGUUAUUUCAAAGAUGCCUAAAGCCGACUUCUAUGUCCUGGAGAAAACAGGACCUUCAUUUCAGAACUCAUCUCUGUUUCCUAUACUAUUACAUUUUCAUAUCAUGGAAGCCAUGCUGUAUGCCUUGCUGAAUACAACUUUUACCCAGGAUGGCCAUCAUCAGGUGCUGAGCAUAAAUCGAAAUGCAGUGGGGAAGCACUUUGAACUGAUGAUUGGUGACACACGGACUAGUGGAAAAGAGGUAGUGAAGCAGCUCCUCUCAGAGUCUGUACUGAAAGAAGAGCCUCGGGUAUUCUUCCCACCAGAUAAGAUAGUCCGCUACAGACAGAUGUUUUCAUCUACUGAACAAUACAGGGUAGAAGAGUUAUAUGAUUCAUUAUUACAGGCUAUUGCCUUCUAUGAAUUGGCAGUUUUUAAUACUGAAUCUUAAAAUUCUGAGGUUAGUAUGUUACAUGUUCUUAAUAUCAUAUUAAUUUAUAUUUAUUAGGUCUGAAGUUGUAAAACCAACUGUUUCGAACAUCCGUGUUAAUGGAGAAGAAAACAUAAGUUUGAGUGUAUUUAGAUGUUUCAAGUCAGACUUUUGGCUACUGAAUGGUUUACACAAUAAUAAACCAAGGCUAAAUCAAUAAAUAUGAGAUUCUGUGCCUUUUGGGUUUAAGCAUUAAAAAAUAAGAUGUUCCCUAAACAUCCAAAACAAGAAAAAAGUUAUCUUCCUUGAAAGGCAAAUGCCAUCUAUACUAAAGGAUUUGCAUUAUUAUCAUACUGUUAAAAUAGGGAAUAAUGAAUUUUCUGGAUGGUGCUCAUCAUGGGAAUAAAGCUAAAUAUAACUGAUAACACAA